Pungitius pungitius (ninespine stickleback) is the source of this 1858-nucleotide messenger RNA. It is a transcript of the gene hs3st1, whose product is annotated as heparan sulfate (glucosamine) 3-O-sulfotransferase 1. The record is from RefSeq and is a predicted model, not a curated record. NCBI's taxonomy places the organism in Eukaryota, Metazoa, Chordata, Actinopteri, Perciformes, Gasterosteidae. The transcript is spliced from 2 exons. Gene Ontology annotation, molecular function: [heparan sulfate]-glucosamine 3-sulfotransferase activity. The coding region runs from base 335 to 1246 and encodes 303 amino acids.
ACGCACAGCUCGGAGGAGGCGCUCCGGUGGAAGUUGGACUCGCUGUCGGAAGGAGGAGUUGCGCGCUUCUCGGAACACACCGGAGAGACGGACCCUUCGGAGCGGCACGAGAUGUAAUCGGAGUCGAGUCGAGAGGCGUUUAGUUAAAAAAAAAAAAGAGAAAAAAGAAACGAAAAGUUUCCACCGCUGGAAGAGAAGAGGCAUUUUUUUUCCCCGUUCCCCUUGUCUUUUCCUUUCUAUCGGACUGUCGCGCUCGGGCAGCUGCUCUUUCAAUGUGGGUUACCGUUUUGGUGCUUUCGCCAGGCUGAAAUCCUCCAGGGUCAGGACCUCCCUCAUGGCAGCCGUGCUCCUCGGGCUGCUGCUCUUUGCGAUGCAGUCUCCCCCCGUCCCCUCCAGGCCCACAGCCGACGAGGGUCCCCCUCCUCCCCCCACCAACGGCACCGCCGGCCACCCGAACGGCACCCUCCAACAGCUUCCUCACAUCAUAAUCAUCGGCGUGCGGAAGGGGGGGACGCGGGCGCUGAUCGAGAUGCUCAGUCUGCACAGCUCGGUGGCGGCGGCUCAGAACGAGGUGCACUUCUUCGACUGGGAGACCCACUUCCAGAGGGGCCUGCCUUGGUAUCUCAGCCAGAUGCCCUACGCCUUCCCCGACCAGCGGACCGUAGAGAAGACGCCGGCCUACUUCACCUCCAGCAAGGUACCCAAACGAAUCCACCAGGUGAACCCCGACAUCAAGCUGCUGCUCAUCCUCAGAGACCCCACGGAGAGGGUGCUGUCGGACUACACCCAGGUCUUUUACAACCGCCUCCAGAAGCACAAGCACUACCAGCCCAUCGAGUCCCUUCUGGUUAAGGACGGCGCCAUCAACCUGGGAUACAAGGCUCUCAAUCGCAGCCUGUACUACCUUCACAUGCAGAACUGGCUGCAGUACUUCCCACUGGAGAACCUCCACGUGGUGGACGGGGAUGAGCUGAUCAGGGACCCUUUCCUUGAGAUGAAAAAGGUGGAGAGGUUCCUGGAGCUGGAACCCCAGAUAAACGCUUCGAAUUUCUACUUCAAUAAAACAAAAGGAUUCUACUGUCUGAGAGACCACGGGCGAGAGCGGUGUUUGCACGACACAAAGGGCAGGGCCCACCCCCGCGUGGCGCCCGCCAUCCUGCAAAAACUCUACCAGUUCUUUCAGGAACCCAAUAAGAAGUUCUUUGAGCUGGUGGGACGAACAUUCAACUGGAAAAUGAACGGGUGACUCUCGGUAGUUUAGCGUAGAGUCGCGUGGGGGAAUAAUCUGUUUUCCUCACUAACAAUGUAGACGAAGAGACAAAGCUAAUGUACAUUUAAACCAAGUCUAUUUUUGUACUAGCACGUUUGUAACCGGAGUACGAUCGAGCCAAAUACUGCAGCUCAUGACACGCUCCGUUGGUGCAUGUUUCUUUAUUUUCAUUUUCUCUGUGCACUGUUAUAAACCCUCACUGCUGUUCGAAGACCUCUAAAGACAUUCAGACUUUAGACUGUGCCAGUUGAUGUGUUGCAUAAAUAUAAGAGCCGGGCAGUUUAAUAUUGUCAUACCCUCACGUUUCGCUUCAUAUGAUAUGACAUUGUUGACGUCGAACCGCGUUAAGCUCCUGAAGGACCUGCUGCUAUGAUUUUCUCAGUCACUUUCAGGCACGAGCCAGAUUACUGUUGUUUUUCUUCCUUUUGUUACUCAAAUGUCUCUUUGUGUAAGACUUUGACGUAAAAAUGCACAUCAUAUAUUUGCUGAUGAUUGCGCUGUACUGUAAAUAUUUUUUUUUUUCAAGUGAAGAAUUAAUACCAUAAUAAAGAUGCAUUUUAUUUUUAGAAUGUCUUUUUUUUUUUCUUC